This is a messenger RNA of Eruca vesicaria subsp. sativa (arugula), 1513 nucleotides long. The record is from the annotation of a GenBank genome assembly. Lineage: Eukaryota; Viridiplantae; Streptophyta; Magnoliopsida; Brassicales; Brassicaceae.
AAAAAAAAAAAGAGUAUUUGCACUUCAUACACACACUAAACCUCAUAAUUCACUCUAUACCCUAUUUCUUCCUUUAUCUCUCCUCCCCACACAUUAUUAUUUUCCCCACCAAAAAUGGCAAAUCCCUAAUUUCCUAUUUUCUUAUGGAUUUCUACUCAAUUCACUCAAAAGAAAACAACAAAAACAAACCAAACAAAUUGAUUAUACCCUCUCUGAGGUAUGAGUUGCCAAAAUUGAGAGAAUUCGGAGCUGACAAAAAAAAAAUAGAUUUGAGAGAAUUCGGAGGACAUUUUGGUCAUUGACAUGUUCAUUGGCCCAUCUCCGCCACACACGCAUCUACUCAACAACCGCCGUAACAACCACAGUCCUCGCAACGCAACCGUCUCCUCCGCCCUCCCCGAUCUCCUUCUCGCAGCGAUCUCUCUCCUCCUCCUCUCCUCUUCUCCAAAACCUCCCAACAGAUUCUCCUUCCCUCUAACUCCUCGCCGUAGAUCCACCGCCAUGUCCCGCCGAUCUCCUCCUCCGCCUCAGCGAUUCGCUAAUCCUCAAUCACUCUCCGAUUGGCUCCAACCGCGUCUACCUCCCGACUCGUUCGCCGCCUGGGGAGUCAAACCUGGAACCAAAAACGUACACAACCUCUGGAUCGAGCUCUCCGACGGGGAGACUUCUAUAACCGACUCCACACCUCCGUUACGCACCGUCAACGUCGUGACCGUUCGUGUGAUGGGAAGAGACGGGAGUAUCCUCGUGGAAGGGCGCCAGGAGUUAUCAGAUGGGAGCGUUCGCGAGAGGAAUCGUCCUUUGUCGGAGAAGAUGAAGCCUGACGAGAGUCCUGAUCAAGCGGUUAUUCGCGCGGUUAAAGAAGAGCUUGGAUCUAUCUUUGAUGCGGGAGACGACGUCGUAGAGAGGGUUAAGAUUGUUCCGGGGAGUUAUAGUAGGAGAGUUGAGGAAAAGAGUUCGUUGUCGUAUCCGGGGUUACCUGCGUGUUACGUUUUGCACUCGGUGGAUGCGAUUGUGGAGGGAUUACCGGAGGAAGAUUUUUGUACGGAUGAGAAUGAGUAUGAGGAAGCACGAGCUGAGGGGAAAGCUGUGACCGUGAAGCGGCAUCAUUGGAAAUGGGUUAGUCCCGAUUCGAUUCGAGCUUAGAGUGAUUCAUCAGUCUCGCAUGAAUAAUGAUCAAGAGCAAUGUAGAGAGAGAUACUUACAUAUACACGUUUUGAUUAUAUAUUCAUAUGUGAGCAGGCACAUAUAUUCUCUUGUUUGGUUUGUUCUAUGUAUAACUUGGCUUACUUUUCUCACAAGUUAUAUAGUCUUUACUGUAGCUGUGUCUUUCUUGUUUUGUGCUCAGACUUUUUGAAUGAUAAUCUUCAGCUUUUACAGUUCUAUAAAGGUUGAGUUGUUUUUAAGUGAUUUAUCAGUCACAUGAAUGAUUUGAACCAUGUAGAGAGAGAUACAUAUGCGUACAUAUAAUAUACACAUUUCUCACAAUAUAUUUAUAUAACAGUAUAAAUUG